UUCCACUUGUACGUAGACGAAGCACACAGUAUAGGAGCCUUGGGACCUCGCGGGAGAGGAGUAUGUGAUUACUACGGCAUAGACCCGUCUGAAGUUGACAUUCUCAUGGGUACAUUCACCAAAUCCUUCGGAGCAGCCGGAGGUUAUAUUGCCGCGUCUCCGGAAAUAAUCUCCCAUCUUCGUCUUUUCAACUAUUCAUCAAUAUAUGCGGAAUCUAUAUCUCCGAUAGUUCUCCAGCAAAUAUACACCUCCAUGACCAUUAUUAUGGGUGAAGAUGGCACAACAAAUGGACGAGAAAGACUGGAAAGGCUUGCUUUCAAUGCGAGGUAUCUGGGCACGAAUUUGAAAAGAUUAGGGUUUAUUUUGUACGGAGACAGAGACUCGCCUAUUUUACCAUUAUUAUUAUAUAACCCGGCCAAGAUUCCGGCGUUUUCGAGGGAAUUGUUGAAGAGAGGGAUUGCAGUUGUAGUCGUUGGCUAUCCCGCAACCCCCAUCAUUUCUUCUAGAGCGAGGUUUUGCGUGAGUGCUGCUCAUACUAAGGAGGAUUUAGAUGAGAUAUUGAGGGUCUGUGCUGAAGUUGGGGAAAUUUUACAGUUAAAGUUAUCGAGUAAAUCACCAGGGUUAAGUAUAGAGGAUGUAUUGAGAGAUGGGGAGAUAGGGUUGUGA
Molecule: messenger RNA, 666 nt
Organism: Paraglomus occultum
Lineage: Eukaryota; Fungi; Glomeromycota; Glomeromycetes; Paraglomerales; Paraglomeraceae
Source: the annotation of a GenBank genome assembly